Acanthoscelides obtectus is the source of this 1815-nucleotide messenger RNA. The record is from the annotation of a GenBank genome assembly. Lineage: Eukaryota; Metazoa; Arthropoda; Insecta; Coleoptera; Chrysomelidae.
GAGAUUUCCUCAUUAAAACACGAUUGAAAAGCUAAUUAAUAACAUUUAAACGUGUGUGUUACAGCUUGCGCUAUCACCUUGUAUACGAAUCAUCCUUAAAUGGCUUCUGUAAAAUCAAGUAAUUGUGAUGAGUCUCUUGGAAAUGAGUGUGCAAUUUCGAUUUCAACCAUAACUUCUCCUGAAGUACCGAGGCAGGGCACGAUAGAGCGUGCAAUUACGAAAAAGCAGGUGAAAAAUGGGCGAGCAAAAAUAAGCUACUACUAUUCUGGUACUAAAGGAUAUUUUCGGGAAUACUGUGAGAGUACAACUAUCCAUGGCUUCAAGUACUUGUCAGAAAAACGGUCGAUAUGCGAAAGAAUACUCUGGCUGCUCUUGAUUUCGCUGUCGAUAUCAGCAUGUGGGUUUCUGAUCAGCAGGAUAUACAACAGAUUCAUAACAAGCCCUGUUAUAGUAAGCUUUGCAACCAAAGAGUCUCCGUUAUAUACGAUCCCAUUUCCAGCUGUCACUAUUUGCCCUAUGACCAAAGCGAAAAAAUCCGUCUACGAUUUUACUAGAGGCGUUUAUAGGUUUAAAGCCAUGAGAGGGCUAGCUCCUGAAGAAAAGCGUAAUGCACAAUACUUCGCCUUACUAUGUCGUUAUAGUCAAAUAUACUUCUAUGAUUCGGGCAAAUUGUCUAACGACUUUAAUAAAAUAAUUGAUCAGAUGAAACUCAAUCUUAGCGAGUACACUGAAGAGUGUCAGGUAGGAGAGAAUGACCCAGAACCCUGUGAAAAUCUGUUCCAACCUAUAAUUCUAGAUGAAGGUAUAUGCUAUACUUACAAUAUGCUGGAUCGAACAGCUAUCUUCAGGGAUGAAGUGUAUCGAUUCAAGGAUUACCACAAAAAUGAAAAUACGGUGAAUUGGGACAUUGACAGUGGAUAUACCUUCAACGAUAGUACACCUGAUGGCUCGUUUUUGAAUUACCCAAAUAACGCAUAUCUGUCUGGAUAUGAGAAUGGCUUGCACAUCAAGUUUAGGCAAUUAGCUAGCGAAUUGGACUACUUUUGCUCACCAAAUUCACAAGGCUUUAAAGUUUCACUGCAUGCUCCUCACGUGAUACCCCAAUUAGAAAAACAGUUCUUUCAAGUACCAUUCGGUGAUGCUAUUAUGGCUGCUGUGCAGCCAAAAAUGACAAAAACCUCUCAACAAGUGAGAAAGUACCAUCCUGACAAAAGGGAAUGCUAUUUCAGUAACGAGAAGUAUCUAAGAUACUUCAAGCAGUACACGUCAAGUAACUGUCGCCUGGAAUGUUACACAAACUAUACGGCAAAGAUAUGUGAAUGUGUACGGUUCUACAUGCCCAAGAAAUCGUCCACCGAUAUCUGCGGAAUGUCUCAUAUUUGCCACUUCACCAACCGUGUACAGAUGCAAUGGAAUUCCGUGCUUAAACAAAAGGAAACCCAGCAUACCGCAACUAAUCAAAACGACACGUCUUUCUGUGACUGCAGACGAUCUUGUGUGGAGAUAAAUUAUGAAGUGCAGCUCAGCCAGUAUGCCUGGAAUUACGGGUAUAUGCCGCUAGCUCGCUUCAGAGAUAAAAAAAAAGAAUCGUAUCGAUAUGCCAGAUUGUCAAUAUUUUUCAAAGAAGACUUCUUUCUGACACUGGAAAGAAACGAAUUAUAUGGACCAAUUGAUUUUUUGGCUAACUUUGGGGGCCUUCUUGGAUUAUUUACUGGAUUCUCCCUUCUGUCCUUGGCAGAAAUAGUGUAUUUUCUAUCUGUUCGAAUCUGCUGCAAUUUCAGGUUGCACAAAUUUUGGACUGGGCCCAAAAAUUAA